UUCAUUCUCAGAAAUAUUUUACCGGGAAUGAAAAAAACCCAAAAUAUGAAUCACUCUCUGAUUUUUCAUCUGUGUGCUCUAAAAAAUUAUAUGUUGAAAUUCAUAUCUUCGUUUUAAAUAGGGAUUUAAUAUUUUAACUUUAACAAUUAUAUUUCUGUCAACUACAAUUCCCAAAACACAAUGUUUAUCAAGUUUAAUAAAACCAAUGAUGGAAUAUCAAUAUUCAACGAUAUUAGAAUCAGAAAUGGCUGAUUUAUAUUGGACAGUCAAGAAUGAUGAAAUAACAUUUGAAUUGCAUAUAAAGACCUUAGGAUGGAUAGCAUUAGGAAUAAGUCCAGAUAUGUUUCUGAAGGAUCGUUAUGCAUAUGAUUUUGCUACGCCCGUUCUCGACAAUACAACAUAUGACUGGUUUGUAAUCAUGGGUAAAGAAGAAAAUGGUUGGACAGCAAUACAAUUUACACGUAAAUUGGAUACAUGUGAUAUAAUGGAUGUACCGAUCACAUCUGGUACAAAUGUAUUAAUAUUUGCGUAUGGUUUAACUGAUCCUGAUGAAUGUGAUGAAAUACAUUAUCAUGAUAAAAGAAAAGGUAGUCGAAUAAUUCCAUUGUUAUCCUAUGCUAAUCCACCAGAUGAAUCAAAAUUCAAAGAAUUAAAUACAUUUGACUUUCGUUUAAAUAAUUAUAUUGUUCCACCAAAUGAUACAACGUAUCAUUGUAAAAUAUACAAAAUACCAACAUACAAGGAAAAACGUCAUGCUAUCGCUCAUAAAAUGUUAAUUGACGAUGAAAAUCGUGAUCUUGUUCAUCAUUUAUUAAUAUAUGAAUGUGAUCCAAGUGCUAUGUUUGAUGAUAAAAAUUUACCAGAUGAUGUAUGUGAUAAUAUUUAUGGAUUACUUCAAUUAUGUAUGUCAAAUAUUGCCACUGGAUGGGCAGUUGGAGGAGAUGUGAUGGUUGAAUUUACACCCGAAGCUGGUUAUCCAGUUGGAGGUGAUUUUCCCAUAAAAUAUUAUUUAAUACAAAUGCACUACGAUAAUCCAAAGUUAAUAUCAAAUCGUCGUGAUAGUUCUGGCAUACGAUUUUAUGUAACUUCAACAUUACGAGAACAUGAUUUAGGUUAUCUAACAUUGGGAGCAGAUUCAAGUCCUGUAGGAAUUGUUAUACCCGCAGAUUAUGAUCGAUUUAUUAUUGAUGGAUAUUGUAAUGCAAAUUUUACAAAAAAGAAUAUUCCUGCCACUGGAAUUACUGUUGUAUCUGCUUUUCCACAUACACAUCUACAAGGUAAAACUGUAUGGACAAAAAUAAUUCGUAACAAUACAGCAAUACAAUAUUUAUUUAACGCUGAUUCGUAUGAUUUCAACUAUCAAUAUGAAAAUCGUCUACCAGAAAAAAUACAACUAUAUCCGGUAAGAUUCUAUAUGAAUAUUUCAAUAAUUUAUUAUCGUAUUACAUUUUAAAUAUUUUUUAAAUAGGGAGAUGAAUUUGCCACUCGUUGUGUUUAUUCAACAAAAAAUAAAAAUGUGUCUACACUAGUAAGAUUUUUUCAUAAGAAUGUGAUUAUUAGAUUUUUAACUGCCAUUAUAUGAGAAAAUCAGGCAGUAGUAGGCAAGUAGUGAUUGUUAAAGUAACGGAUCAGGAUUUAAUUUUAGAACAUGAAUAUAUCUAUAAAAAGUAAGUUAAUUUCAUUGCUUAUUUUUGUUUCAUUUAGAAAAUUGUUAGAGAAUUUAACGUAGUAAAGAGACUCAACUUUGCGAAAAAUGCUUCUUUAGCUGCCCUAGUGAAGCUUUUUUUCUCAAGUACAUGAGCAAGCACAUACCUCAAGAUUUGUCUCCCUGCACAUGAAUUUCUUACUCAUGCAAAACGCUUGAGGUAUGUGCUUGACUUUCUUGUCUCAUGCGCUUG
Molecule: messenger RNA, 1898 nt
Organism: Didymodactylos carnosus
Lineage: Eukaryota; Metazoa; Rotifera; Eurotatoria; Philodinida; Philodinidae
Source: the annotation of a GenBank genome assembly